This is a messenger RNA of Penicillium brevicompactum, 7110 nucleotides long. RefSeq lists its product as uncharacterized. Bases 1 to 7110 code for a protein of 2369 amino acids. Gene Ontology annotation, biological process: fungal-type cell wall (1->3)-alpha-glucan biosynthetic process. Gene Ontology annotation, cellular component: fungal-type cell wall. Gene Ontology annotation, molecular function: alpha-1,3-glucan synthase activity. Lineage: Eukaryota; Fungi; Ascomycota; Eurotiomycetes; Eurotiales; Aspergillaceae. The record is from RefSeq and is a predicted model, not a curated record. The transcript has 6 exons.
AUGGGUUUCGGAGCCAUGGGGAAGAUGCUUUGCCUACUUUUGUCGCUCUUUGGCCAACUGGUCUUUGCCCUCCAGUACGACCCCGAAUUGACCGAGUAUAACAUCAACGAGAACAAAACUGCAAGGCAGGUACUUGAUUACUCGAGCAAGUGGCCCGGGCACACAUAUAGCCCAUCACCUUCGAAUUGGAGGUUCCCAUUCUACACGCUCUUCCUCGAUCGAUUUGCCGACGGCGAUCCUGAGAACAAUGAUAUAAAUGGCACUGUGUUUGAGACCGAUACAUUCUCGAACCAGUACCGGUUUGGAGGUGAUCUGGCCGGACUGGAGGACAAUCUGGACUAUAUACAAGGCAUUGGGGUCAAGGGGGUCUAUAUCGCCGGAACUCCAUUCAUAAACUUCCCCUGGAAGUCGGACAGCUACUCGCCUCUCGACUUCAGCCUACUGGACAAACACUAUGGCACAAUCAAACAGUGGAGAUCUGCAAUCGAUGAAAUUCAUCGACGAGGGAUGUACGUGAUGAUCGACAGCACCUAUGGCACUAUGGCAGAUUUGCUCGGAUUCGAAGGCUUUCUCAACAGCAGCGCCCCUCUGAGCCCCCUCGAAUACAAGACGGUCUGGAAAGGAGACGAGAGAUAUUUCGAUUUUGCCCCCAGUGAUCAAUACAAGCAGGAAUGCAAGUAUCCCACAUUUUACGGCGAACUCGGAUAUCCCGUCUCAAACACCUCCGAUGACCUCCUCGCACAGUUGAAGGGCUGCUAUGACAGUGAAUUUGAUCAGUACGGCGCCAUCGACUCCGUGAGUCUCACGCCCGACUGGCAGAAGUCUUUGGCCAAAGCAGGCUUGGUACAAGAUCGGUUGCGAGAAUGGAUCCCAUCUGUCAGGGAGAAGAUAGAGCAUUUCACCUGCAUGUUAAUGACCUCCCUGGACAUUGAUGCGCUUCGCUUCGAUAAAGCGGGACAGAUCACAGUGGAUGCUUUUGUGAGCAGCUCUCAAGCCAUUCGUGAAUGUGCGGCUAGCCUGGGCAAGAACAACUUCUUCAUAGGGGGCGAGUUGACGGCAAGCAACUCAUACGCGUCGAUCUUCCUGGGUCGCGGGCGUGAGCCAGAUAUGAGACCGCAGAAUCAAACCGAGGCGGUUUCUCUCACCAACAUUUCGAGUGAUCGGUAUUUUCUCCGAGAGCCCGAUAAACACGGCGCAGAUGCAGCGGUCUUUCACUACAGCAUUUAUCGUGCUCUGACCAGAUUCCUGGGGAUGGAUGGCAACUUCACAGCACCGGGUGAUCUAAGUGUCAACUUUGUCGAUGCCUGGAACGACAUUCUGAUCACGAACGACCUUACCAACGCGAACACUGGGAAGUUUGACCCAAGGCAUAUGAUGGGAACCUCUAACCAGGAUACAUUCCGCUGGUCUUCUCUCAAACAAGGCACGGAGAAGAUGCUGCUCGGGCAGUUCAUCACUUCAAUUCAUAUGCCUGGGAUCCCAGUUUUGUUAUGGGGCGAGGAGCAAGCACUCUAUGUUCUUGACAGCACCAGUCCUCUUGGCAUAUUUGGCCGACAGCCAAUGACUUCAGCACCCUCUUGGCAGAUGCAGGGAUGUUACGGACUGGGCUCGAGCCAAUACAAUGAGUUCCCCGUUGAGGCGGCGUUGAUUGGCUGCGAGGAUGACGAGGUCAGCAUGGAUCACCGUGACCCCACACAUCCCGUCCGCAAUAUCAUCAAGGCAUUCUACUAUCUUCGUGAGAAGUUCCCUUCGCUCAAGGAUGGAUACUAUCUUCAAAGCUUAUCCAAAAAGAUCCACAAUGUCAAUCUCCCAGGGUCUGGUGGCACCGACACCGAAUUGGGAAUAUGGAGUGUUCUUCGCGACAACUACCCCGAAGUGAAUGAACUCAACGCGACCAAACAGUCUGCAGUUUGGUUGGUCUACCACAAUGAGAACAGCUCGGUCACGUACGAUUUUGACUGCACAUCACCCGUGAAGAGUUUACUCGCACCUUUUGAAGAAGGAACUCAAGUCAGAAAUUUGCUGGCACCUUUCGACGAGCUUACGUUGGAGUCGAGUCAGGUCAAGCUAGGGAUUCAUGGCUCACAGGACACCAAUGGCUGCUUAAAGCGAGCCACGCUAAAGCCAUUUGAGUUCCGCGCCUAUGUGCCAAAAGCACAAUGGGUUCCUCCUCCUGUGGUUAUGACCAAGUUUGUUCCCGGUCAUGACGCGAGGGUCGAGUCAAACACCACCGCCACAGAAGAGCAGAGUGUGGAAAUCGAGCUGCGAUUCUCGGAGAAACUUGACUGCGACACGGUCACCAAAAGUCUGGCCAUAUCGUCGACAACGCAAAGUGGGACUGCAGUGAACUUGAAUGCAGAAAACGUGUCUUGUGAGAUGGUUGAAGCCGAAAAGCUAAAAUACACUGGCCAAAUUCCAACCGCAUGGUCCUGGAAAGCGACACUUGACAACGUCACACAUGGAAUCCAUGUCCUGGCAGUCAAGAAUGCUUCGACGGCGACAAAAUCUCGUUUCACAAACUCCGUUGAUCGUUUGGUGUUUCGCAUCGGGCGCAAAGACAAUCCCAUGGUAUUCCCGAUGCUAGCAAACUAUACUGACACCGGACUCACCAAGUUCUCCGAGAAAGACGGCUUUUUGGUGAACCAUAAAGCUCCUGGUGCAGAUAAAUGGCGAUACACGACGAAUUGGGGGAGUUCCUGGAGCACCUGGAGAGCGUACACCGGGGGCUCAACUCAGAUUAGCAAUCUUCCUUGGUCUGGUGCCAAGAAGCAGGAAUGGGACGGAGAUCAUGUUAUUCUGCAGUACUGGAGCAAAGCGGCUGGAAGUGGACAACACAUUCAACACAUGGACACUCGAAAACCUGGCAAGGCUCAAAGACGAUUCCCUCACCUGUUUGCCUUUGGUGACUUCAAUGGCUUUGGCAAGGACACCGGGCUCAGAAACGCCUUCUCCAAUGACCGCCAGGGUACUUGGAAGUUUCACCUAUCAGCCGAGUGGCCAUCUACAUUCCAAGUGAAUGUAUGGGGAGUCAAUCCUGACAAAGAAAUUGAUCGCACCUUCGUAUUCGGCGACACCCUCAACAGCAGUCGAUUAAAUCGCUUGCAACCUGACUCGCUCUCGGUCGCUGACAACGUGGUCAACUUCUCCCAGUUCCCACCGGCACCUUACAUGGCCUACCGAAUGGAACUGAAUGAUGGAAACAUGCGCUUCGAGCUCGUUCCGGUCGGUCUGCGCUUCCACCAGCAAGUACUGUACAUAUUGCUGUGGACAAUUCCAAUAACAUCCGCCGGAAUCAGUGUUUGGAUUUACAUGGGGGCAUUUUACCACAUCAGUUUCAACCGCACUGGUGUCAGUCUUCCACUCCAUUUCCUCCCUGCCUUUCUGCGGCCACGUCAAGGUUUUGAAAAGAUUGACGGUGAAGACAACAUUGGGAAUCCCAUGACAGAAAUGGCACUUGCAAACACUGCGGGCGUGCUACCUUUGGCUGUCGCUGGCGUGGCAAAGAAAAAGCGGACCGUGUUGUUGGCAACCAUGGAGUAUGACAUUGAAGACUGGAAGAUCAAAAUCAAGAUUGGUGGACUCGGUGUCAUGGCCCAGUUAAUGGGCAACAACCUUCCCCAUCAUGACUUGAUCUGGGUUGUACCAUGUGUCGGAGGGGUUGACUAUCCCAUUGACACCCUUGGAGAGCCAAUGACCGUUACGAUCGUUGACACUGUCUACGAAGUCCAAGUCCAGUAUCACAGGUUGCGAAAUAUCACUUACGUGCUCCUCGAUGCCCCCAUCUUCCGUCAGCAAACAAAGUCGGAUCCUUAUCCUCCUCGGAUGGACGAUCUCGAGAGUGCGAUCUACUACAGUGCCUGGAACAGCUGUAUAGCUGAGACAAUCAAGCGCUUCUCGGGAACAAUAGACAUUUAUCACAUCAACGACUAUCAUGGUGCAGUGGCACCGCUUUACCUACUUCCGGAGACAAUUCCCUGCUGCCUAUCACUGCACAAUGCUGAAUUCCAGGGCUUGUGGCCAUUACGCGACGACAAAGAGAUGGAAGAGAUAAGCAAAGUGUUCAAUCUUGAUGUCGCUAUUAUCCGCAAAUACGUCCAAUUCGGAGAGGUUUUCAAUCUGCUACACGCUGGAGCCAGCUAUCUCCGGAUUCACCAACAUGGCUUCGGUGCCGUUGGUGUUUCCAACAAAUAUGGCGAUCGCUCGUAUGCGAGAUACCCUAUCUUCUGGGGCUUGAAGGAAAUUGGAAAGCUCCCUAAUCCAGACCCAUCCGACACAGAGCCAUGGGACCCUGAGGCGGAAGCACGCCAGGUCAUUGAAGUUGAUCAGGCCUAUGAAGAUUCUCGUGGCGAGGACCGCCGUCAAGCGCAGAAGUGGGCAGGGCUUGAAAUCGAUCCCACUGCCGAGUUGUUCGUCUUUGUCGGUCGGUGGUCAGUCCAAAAGGGCGUGGACCUUAUCGCAGAUGUCUUCCCCGCGAUUUUGGAGCGACAUUCCAACGUCCAGUUGAUUUGCAUCGGUCCCGUCAUUGACAUGUACGGCAAGUUCGCUGCUUUGAAAUUGCAGGAGAUGAUGACCGUUUACCCUCAGCGGGUGUUCUCAAAGCCCGAAUUUACUGCUCUGCCUCCCUUCAUAUUUACUGGAGCUGAAUUUGCACUAAUCCCCUCACGCGACGAACCGUUCGGCUUGGUCGCAGUGGAGUUCGGCCGGAAAGGUGCCCUCGGCGUUGGGGCUUUGGUCGGUGGACUUGGACAGAUGCCCGGCUGGUGGUUCCCGGUCGAGUCCAUGACAGUUAAGCAUCUCCAAAAGCAGUUCAAAUCAGCAAUUGAAAGUGCGAUAGCAUCAAAGCAGAAGGAUCGCGCUUUGAUGCGAGCAAGUUCAGCUAAACAACGGUUCCCUGUGGCUCGGUGGGUGGAGGAUCUUGAUCACUUGCAAUUACGUUCGAUCCGCAUGCACGAGCAGGAGAAUGACCCUUCUCGCAAGAAACGAUCGAGUAUAUUGCACACUCGGAACUUCAGCCAGGUUUCGUUAUCAUCUGCCCGAACACCUAGUCCAAGUUUUGACGACAUGAAUCCCAUCCCGAGGUCCUCACCGCCGCGUAUUCCAGAUGAGGUCUUGAAUCGCACCCUUUCACUUGGUGUCCGAUCGGGUCCUGGCCAUCGACCGGGAAGAACAGUUCUACAUGAAGGCACGGCUUUGACUCCCAGGCUCGAGGAAAUCGCCGAUCCAGAUGAGCAGCCAAUAACAUCAGCGGAGGCCCAGGCGAUUGUGGAACAAGAGCUGCGUGCCCUUUCAUCAUCUUCAAACGACGACACGGAAGAGUCUCGACGAGGGCGGUCUCUCUCGGGAACUUUGGCGCAACCUCCGACCGCAGCAGGACUCGGUAUAGACAUUGCUCAUUCGGCAUCACGAAGGGGCAGGCUAAGGUCGUCCUCUGUUUUGAGCGUGGACCAAAUCAAAGGUACACGCCAAAGCUUCGCCUUGGAGAACGCAGAUCCCACUUUCAAAGACGAAACCGGAAAGUAUGCACGCUACUUCCAAGGUAUGCUGCAGAGAUUGACCGGCAAGAACUCGGAGAGCGAUCUUUGUAUCGAGGAUUAUAUUGUCAACAGCGAGAAAGAAUGGGCCAAUGAACAACGCCAAAUCAAGCUGGGCCGUAGAUCCAGUCGGAGCCCAUCCCCUUAUGUUGGAUCUCGGAGCUCACCGUCCCUGAGCGACCAUGCGGAUGGCGAUUUUGACGAUGAUGCAUCCAAUUGGGAAGACCUGUCUACGCAGGAGCUCUUGCGGCCUCAAAAAUCCCAGCGACCGCCCAUCAUUCAACGAUGGAUGCUUGCCCGCGUGUUUGAUUGGCCAGUCUACUCGAUCCUUCUCGCCUUGGGCCAAAUCAUGGCCGCCAAUUCUUCCCAGAUCACUCUCCUCACUUCCGGAGCAGGUCAAAGUCCAGUCAUUCUGUACGUGAUGGGAAGUAUAUACAUCGUCACAACUUGUGCAUGGUGGCUUGCAUUCCGACGCGUCCCAUCGGCCUACCUUCUUUCCCUACCUUUCGUCUUAUACGGCAUUGCAUUUUUUGUCAUUGGUAUUGCCGCUUUCGUUCCUGUUGGUACCGGUCAAAAGUGGGCAUAUCAUGUGGCGACUGCCUUAUACAUCAUUGGAUCCUCCAGUGGAUAUCUUUUCUUCUCCCUCAACUUUGGAGAUGAUGGUGGCUCAAAGAUUGAGUCGUGGGUAUAUCGUGCGUGCAUCAUCCAAGGCACACAGAAUCUUUACAUUGCUGCACUCUUUUUCUGGGGCGCUGAGAUGGCUGCAGGAAACGGCAAUGGAAUUGUCGAGUCCGCGGGAACUGCCGCAGCUAUCACAAUGCCAAUUGGAGUUUUUCUGAUUAUCGUGGCAGUGGCACUGUUUACCGGGCUCCCCAGUUAUUACCGUCAAACCCCAGGCAAGAUCCCAGCUUUCUACAAAAGCAUCCUCCGGCGCAGAAUCAUUAUCUGGUUUUCGGUGUCCAUUGUUCUGCAAAAUUAUUUCCUCAGCAUGCCUUACCAGCGAAACUGGAACUAUUUCUGGGGAUCCAAGUAUCUACCACGUUGGGGAGCCUUCCUUCUCGCCGUGGCUUUCUUCAUUGGAGUUUGGUACAUCCUUCUCGCAAUACUCGCCUGGCGAUCCAAAACUCAUUCAUGGAUCGUACCAAUUUUUGCUAUUGGACUAGGUGCUCCACGAUGGGCGCAGAUGCUCUGGAGCACAUCCGGGAUUGGGUGGUGGGUUCCCUGGAUGGUCGGUGGACCACAAGGAUACGCCAUCGGUGCUCGGGCAGUCUGGCUAUGGUUGGGAGUUUUGGACUCGAUCCAAGGGGUAGGAUUCGGUAUGAUCCUAUUACAGACCCUCACCCGUAUUCAUAUCGCCGCGUCGCUUUGCGCAGCACAGCUGAUUGGCACGGUUACAACUUUGGUUGCCCGUGCCACCGCUCCAAAUCGGGAUGGGCCGGGGGAUGUGUUUCCGGAUUUCUCGGCGGGCAUAGUGGAGGGUAUCUCAAAACCAUGGUUCUGGAUCGCCUUGGGCUGCCAGCUGGCAAUUCCCGUUGGCUUCUUCAUGUUCUUCCGCAAGGAACAACUGAAUAAGCCUUGA